Messenger RNA from Loa loa (African eye worm), 739 nucleotides. RefSeq lists its product as hypothetical. The transcript has 5 exons. NCBI's taxonomy places the organism in Eukaryota, Metazoa, Nematoda, Chromadorea, Rhabditida, Onchocercidae. Bases 30 to 677 code for a protein of 215 amino acids. The record is from RefSeq and is a predicted model, not a curated record.
UUCAAAUAUUCUCUUAUCAUUACUACAAUAUGCAUCCUCUUGGCUUCAUUAUUUUUGUCUCUUUUAUGAUGGCAUCAAUUGCUGAAAUUUUGAAAUGUAACGAUAUAUUAACACGAAGAGCGAUUGAGAAACGUGGACGACAAAUUAAUUUGAAAUGUCUUGAGAAUAAGAAGCAGUUGGAGAAGUGUAACAAUCGUACAGCUGUAGAUUCUGCCUGGAUGGAUUUUGAACAAAUUAAUGCGAAUUACUUUACGACAUUGGAUUCUUGCAAGGAAGGAAAACGUAAAAAGCGACAUUUUGAAUUGACCAGCCAUUUCUUAGACUUCCGUCAUGAUAAUCUUGGCUUAAAUCAUGAUCUUAAAAGGAAACUAGAUGGAAAUCGAGUGAAACGCAAUGUACAUGGUACUAGUGAUGAUAAAAAUAACCCGGAAGUCGAGAAUGAUUAUUCCGGUGAUUUUAGGCGGUUCAAAAGAAACGAAUGUUUGAAAGAUAGUGAAAAAGAGAAAACUCGUUUGCUUGAGAAAUUCGCAAAAUCAUGUAAACCUGAUACCACAUAUGAUCGUGGUAAGAUGAGUAAAAGUUGCAAGGAUAAUUUGGACAAAUUAUCGAAAGCAAGAUACAGAGCUUAUAGCAAUUACGUGGGAUAUUUCCGACUUUGUUACGGUUCUAUUAGUUAAAGUUAUUCGUCACAUUAAUUAACAGAAUAUAAUUUUGAUGUCUUUACAAUCACAGUGUGCAA